This is a messenger RNA of Trichoderma reesei QM6a, 2216 nucleotides long. RefSeq lists its product as uncharacterized. NCBI's taxonomy places the organism in Eukaryota, Fungi, Ascomycota, Sordariomycetes, Hypocreales, Hypocreaceae. The record is from RefSeq and is a predicted model, not a curated record. The coding region runs from base 146 to 2071 and encodes 641 amino acids. The transcript is spliced from 2 exons.
GCCACACACCCGUCGUCUCCCACGUCUUCUUUUCAAGACAUCUUGAAUCUUUUUCUGGUCCAUCGGGGAUCGUUGAAUUUGUCGUCUUCUUUUUAUUUUUACAUGUUUCCAUCAGUUCCUGGCGGCCAUCAACACGACCGGCACCAUGUCUGAGCCUGACCAGUGCAUCAUAUGUUUGGAUCCGCUGCCGCGCCCCUCGGCUGCGACUGACGGCGCCGUCAACGCCGCUGCAGCUUCCAUUGCUGAGGCCGUCGAGGGCGAGUCGAGCUAUCUCGACAUUGUGGCCGCUCUCGAUGGCUGUGAUCACAUCAUCCACGAUGCCUGCAUCCGAUCAUGGGCCCAAAAGACCAAUACCUGCCCCAUUUGCCGCAAUCCCUUUCACACUGUCCGAGUCUAUAACGGCGUAGACGGCAUCGCCGUUUCUACCUACGAAGUCGAGGACAAAAAGCAGGUUGCCGAGUUUGAUGUGCAGCAGUGGCUCGGAGAGAACCCGGAAGAAGAGGAAGAAGAAUCCAACCCAUGCCCCAUCUGCAACUCGGCAGAGCGAGAGGACAUCCUCUUGCUUUGCGACGGCUGCGAUGCAGCCUACCAUACGCACUGCAUCGGCCUCGACUACAUCCCCGAAGGCGACUGGUUCUGCAUGGAAUGUGCCCAUCUGAAUCAGCCGAAUGAAGAGCAGCCAGAGUCGGGAGCGGCCUCAGAGAUCGCCCCGACACCUUCAGCCGCUCGUCGUUUAGCCACUCGAGCUCACCGGGGUUACCACGUCCGCACUCGAGCUCGCCUCAGGCGGGCACGCCGCCAAGCGCGCAACAUCGAGUGGCAGGGCGCCUGGGGGCAGUUCUCCGGUCGCUUCUACGAGAUGAGCGAGCUCGAUCUCGAUAAUCACGACGACGAAGACGAAGACCUCGAGCGUUUCCGCAGGUUCCAGCAGCUGGAUCGACGGGAGCUGCAGCGGUGGCAACAGCGAAUCAGCAUUGCACAGCGUCUUGGCGUGCAAGACUCCUUCGCAAGCAACAUACCGCCGCAGAUUAGCGAACGCCUACACCCCCCGCCACCACCCGUCGAGGAGACGCGGGACGAGAGGCGCGCCUGGGGAGCAUUGGACCGAGCUCGGGAGGCCGAGGCUUCCAGUCCCCGCACUCGCAAGAGAAAGGCUCGGUCUGUGACGGCCUCGCCUACUGAGCAGCCCGCCCAAGAACCCGAGAGAAAGCUCAAGCGUCCUCGAACCCGACGACUGCCAACGCACGGCGAAGGCUCCGCAGCGACUGCACUCCCAACAGCCGCCGGUCCGUCCUCGGCAAGACUGCCCAACGGGACCUCUUCGAGAAGCAACAAUGUCAGCAGCGCCAGCCGAGAUGAUAGUGAGCCGACCCUAGUUGUGUCUUCCCUGCUCAAAGAGCUGGAGCCCAACAUUCACUCCGAAGAUGAGGCAUCCGGUGUGGCCUCUGGUUGGCGCCCCUUUCACGAGGCAUCAUCGCCAGCUCUCUCCCCAUCACCCUCGGCAUUCAGCAGUCCCCGGGCUCUUUCAAUAACACCACCUCCGUUGCCCAAUCUCAAUGGACGUCCAUCAUCUCCAACCCUGUCUCUCAGCACGCACAUCGAACCAGUUUACCCGCCUGCUAAUUACUCACCCACCCGCUUUAGCAGCAGCGACCACAGCGACUCCGAAGCGCCUCCUCUCGUCAAGCCGGAGCCUCGAAACGGCGGCCGACCCGAGAACAGACUCGAGAGUCGCCCCCUUGAACUUCGGCAGCCUCGGCCUCGGCGCGCCCACGAGAUGUCGCCAGAGUCCAGCCCGACGCGCGGCGGCGAUGAGAACUCGAUGAGACACACAAUGACGACGGAGGAGAAGAAGAGCGUCAAUGACAUUGUCCGCAACGCUCUGAGACCGCACUGGCGGGCCCAGAAGUUGACGGUAGAACAAUAUGCGACAAUCAACCGUGACAUCUCACGAAAGCUUUACGACGAGGUGAAGGACGCGUCCUCACUCGAUGACGAAUCUCGACGACAAACCUGGGAGAAGAGGGUCACCCAGGAGGUGGCCCGAGCAAUCUCCGAACUCCAAGCCUGAUCACGGGUGCACAGCAAGAAGCAUUUGGUUUGGCGUUUCAAGGCUUUUGUCGACGGUCCAUAUCAUGGUUUGAUACCCCCAGCCUCAUUGACGGCGAUGUGCAUUUUUAGUUAGGGACACCGAGGUGUAAUAGGAGUCGGGCAUU